CUCUCUCUCUCUCUUUUUUUUUUUUUGUCUCUCUGUCGGGGCAUGGAAGAAGAGCUUGCCAUGCUCAGACAGCUCAUCGGCCAGCUUCAAGAGCUCUUGCACAACGGCUCUCCUCCUCCUUCGCCUCCCUCUUCUUCUUCUCCCUCAUUUUUAGUUCUCCACAACCCUCAGUAUCAGAAUCGAUGGUCUUUACCCUUUAUUGAGGAAACUUCUGCUGAUGAUUGUUGUGAUAUCGUAAUGGCUGCUGGAAAGAGGCCUGGGAUCUUCAAGAUGUUAGAGACCGUCAAGAAACCUGUCAAGCGAUCUCGCAAAGAACGGAAUCAAGGAAAGUCAUGCACGGAAGGAGACGAGAUCAACGGAAACAUGGAUCAAGAAAUCUGGCAAGAGUUUCCGCAAGAUCUCUUCGAGGCCGUUGUUUCCAGGCUACCGAUCGCUACGUUUUUCCAGUUCCGCGCGGUUUGCCGUAAAUGGAACGCUCUCGUUGAUUCAGAUAGCUUCUCACGAUGCUGCACCGAGCUUCCUCAAACCAUCCCAUGGUUCUACACCAUAACCCACGAGAAUGUCAACUCGGGGCAAGUGUACAACCCUUCCUCCAAGAAAUGGCACCAUCCCAUCAUCCCUGCGCUACCAAAGAAGAGUAUCGUUCUGCCAAUGGCUUCCGCGGGAGGUCUAGUGUGCUUCCUCGACAUCGGUCAUCGGAACUUCUACGUGAGCAACCCGCUGACCAAGUCUUUCAGAGAGUUGCCCGCUAGGUCGUUUAAAGUCUGGUCACGUGUCGCGGUGGGGAUGACUCUGAAUGGGAACUCGACCAGUGAUGGGUAUAAGGUCCUGUGGGUUGGAUGUGAAGGAGAGUACGAAGUGUAUGAUUCCCUGAGAAACGUGUGGACCAAAAGAGGGACCAUCCCUUCCAACAUAAAGCUCCCUGUAUUGCUCAACUUUAAGUCGCAGCCAGUGGCUAUCCACAGCACGCUUUACUUCAUGUUAACAGACCCUGAAGGGAUCCUGUCGUACGACAUGGUCACCGGGAAGUGGAAGCAGUACACCAUACCGGGCCCGCCGCACCUGAGCGACCACACGCUAGCUGAGUGCGGAGAGCGGUUGAUGCUGGUGGGUCUUCUGAGCAAGAACGCUGCCACGUGCGUUUGCAUAUGGGAGCUGCAGAAGAUGACACUGCUGUGGAAGGAGGUUGACAGAAUGCCAAACAUAUGGUGCUUGGAGUUUUACGGAAAGCACGUUAGGAUGAAUUGUCUGGGCAACAAAGGUUGUCUGAUAUUGUUGUCCUUGAGGUCCAGACAGAUGAACCGUCUGAUAACCUACAAUGCUGUUACUGGGGAGUGGGCCAAGGUCCCUGGCUGUACCGUUCCUCGCGGGAGGAAGAGACUUUGGAUCGCUUGCGGAACUGCGUUCCAUCCUUCCCCUACAGCUAGGGCUUGA
Molecule: messenger RNA, 1434 nt
Organism: Thlaspi arvense
Lineage: Eukaryota; Viridiplantae; Streptophyta; Magnoliopsida; Brassicales; Brassicaceae
Source: the annotation of a GenBank genome assembly